Molecule: messenger RNA, 1864 nt
Organism: Xiphophorus hellerii (green swordtail)
Lineage: Eukaryota; Metazoa; Chordata; Actinopteri; Cyprinodontiformes; Poeciliidae
Product: lipopolysaccharide-induced tumor necrosis factor-alpha factor homolog
Exons: 5
Coding region: 174-686 (170 amino acids)
Cellular component (GO): nucleus; cytoplasmic side of lysosomal membrane; cytoplasmic side of late endosome membrane
Molecular function (GO): zinc ion binding
Source: RefSeq, a predicted model, not a curated record
GGCGGAACAUUCAAUUCUGGUAAAAGGCACAUCCUGCUUGUACCAGCUACUAUUUAGUCUGGGAUUUCCUGCACUUCCUCAUCAUUAAGGAUCAGACUUAGAUUUAGAUCAGACUUAUCGCUCUCCUUUGUUGCUGUUUUUCUAAUUAAAAUUUACUGGUGGAAUUUCUGAAGAUGGAAAAAGGAACCCAACCACAGGAUAUGGCUCCACCCUACCCUGGCCCUCCAUUGAAUUAUGGCGGUGUGGCACCUCAACCAGGCUUCUCCGCUCAGCCAGGCUUCCCAGCUCAGCCAGGCUUCCCAGCUCAACCAGGCUUCCCAGCUCAACCAGCCUUUUCCACUCAACCAGGCUUCCCUGCUCAACCAGGCUUCUCCGCUGCUCCUGCUGGAUACCAGGGAGGCGUUGCAUUUGCUCCUGUUGUAGCUGCACCUGCAGUGUCUCACGUGAUAGUUACUCAAACACUAAGAGACGUCCCUGGUCAGACUUUGUGUCCUCACUGUCAGCAAACUGUGAUCACCCAGACAGAGCACGUGUCAGGAUUGUUGACCUGGGCUAUUUGUGGAGGAAUGACCAUCGUGGGAUGCUGGCUUUGCUGUUGUAUCCCGUUCUGCCUCGACUCCUGUAAAGAUGUGGAGCAUCGGUGUCCAAACUGCCAACAAGUCCUCUACAUAUACAAACGGAUGUGAAAUCACAAAAAGAAAUACAAUUAAAAAGAAUCAUUGUAAUUAUCUUCCUUUACUUUAUAAAUACAAAUAAUAAUAUAUGUUAAGUCCAAAGACGUACAGAUUGCACUUGUACAUGUGAUUACUUAUUUUAAAAGAAGUCCAAGGAAAUUUUGCUUUUAAUUCUUCAGGAAAAAAAUGUUUUGCUUUCAUUUUGGUUGUCACAUAUUUUGUUCAGAAACUUGGUGUGGCUUUUUGUUAUACUGAUCUGCUUCACACAGAUUUUCAGCUAAAGUUAAAACAGAAGACAAUUUAUUUGUUUUUUUUAAAAAAAAGAAGUUAUUUAGUAACUCUAAGAACAAAGAUAUGAUAGUGCUUUUUUGUAAAUGAACACAGACAUAGUUUUGAUACCUGUUCAUUAAGGUGGUUAAAAAAAGUACAAUUAUUAAUAUAAUAUAAUAUAAUAUAAUAUAAUAUAAUAUAAUACAAUAUAAUAUAAUAAAUGUCACCAUUACAAAAAGUAUAAAACUAACACAGUUUUAUGCUGUGUUUCUUUAAAAAUCAGCAUUUCAAAAACAAUGUCAUGCUGGCAGUAAAACAUAGUGGUGGUAGUAAGAUGGUAUGGGCCUGCCUUGCAGCUAAAAGGCCUGCAUGAUUUGCUGCUUUGUGUUGAAACCAUAAAUUUUUCUCUCUACCAAAAACUGCUGAUGGAGACUACCAGAUCUGAAUAGAAUAAGCGCAAACAAUGAACAGAGGGAGAAGUGAAACUUAAGCUCAGUUCUGUACUCCGUCAGAACAAUGAUCCAAAAUACACAGCAGGGUGACAUUGAGCUUUUGGAAUGCACAAACUGAACAAUUUUUAUAUUACCGCAUUAUACUUAUACAUUUGUGUUGCAUAUUUGACCGUACUGUAGAGUGUCUCUUAUUUUUAUUGAUAGUUGUAUGUAUCUGUGUAAGUGCGUUCGCCUGGAACUGCUGAUGACACACAAAGGGACAAUGAAGGAUAAUUUUAUAUUAUCCUAUUCUAAGAGAUGAAAUAUCUAUUGUUCAACAUGCCAUCGUCAUCUAAUCUUGUGAGUAAUAAUAGAACAUAGCUUUUAGCUACAGAUUUCUGUAAUGUUUUGAUUGUAUUAGAACAAUCUAUGAGCAAAACACAUACGUUUCCAAUCUAUGAGCAAAAAGUAAAAAAAUAAAUAAAUAAA